AUCAUUUUUAUUUAUUAAUAAGUUUUUUUUAAAUAUGAAGUUAAUAUUUUUAUUGGUUGGUGCGCUUUGCAUACAUGCAAAUGCUCAACAAGACCCAAACUCAAAUAUCGAAAUCCAUUUGGAUUUAAAACCAGAAGAAGCCGCACAAUAUAUUGCCAAUCAAAAUACAAAUUUAAAGUUUGCACCAUUUCUUGGCACUGUACCAGUUGCACGAACAUCACCAGAAGAACCAGAAAAAGUAGAAGACGUAUAUGAUGUGUCACAAUUUCAUGGACAAGAUGGUUUAGGUGGAUAUUUGUACGGUUACUCAAAUCCCGCUGAUGCAAAAGUUGAAUCGAAGAAUGCAUACUCACAACAUGUUAAAGGCGCCUACAAUUGGAUUGAGCCAAAUGGUCGUGUGAUCAAAGUGAAAUAUUGGGAUACUGGUAAUGGAUUCCAUCAAGAGGAUAAUAUUCCUAAAGUUGUGCUUAAACCUGUUGAAGAGACACCAGCUUUACGGGCGGCUCGUUUAGCACAUGAAAAAGCGUGGAAAGAAGCCGCUGAAGCUAAUAAAGUUAGCCCAUCACAAUACAGACUUAUAUACAACGAUGACCCAAAACCUGACAUAGCUCGUUGGCCAAACUAUGAUGUAGCCGCUGCAAGUCAAAAUUAUCAACCAGCCGCCACCAAUAAAUAUUACCAAACAAUUCCCAGUGGUCAAAACUACCAAGCAGCAGCCAGUAAUCAAAAUUACCAAACAGUUCCCCUUCCACAAGCUGCGGCCAGCAAUCAAAAUUAUCAAGCAGCCGCCAGUGCAGAAGAAUCCGUAUAUGUACGACCAGAAGGUGAAGAUGAUGGUACAUGGGAUCCAGCUAAAUAUGGUGAAGAUGGUGUCACUUCAGAGCCACGUGGAUUCUUCUAUGCUUUCAACCAUCCAGCCGGAAUUAAAUACGACAAAAAUGAAUAUGAAGCGAAACGAUUACCUACACCUGAUGAUGUUGCGUCCCUUGAAGGUCCUUUGGAACCAUAAACAUUUGGAUACAAUCCUUUUGAUCAAUACAAGCUAGUAUAAAAUCUGAACCAAAUUUCCUUAACUAUCUUUAAUAUAUUUUGAAAAGUCUGUUUUAAGAAAUAAAUUCUUUUGAAUAG
Messenger RNA from Chrysoperla carnea, 1128 nucleotides. RefSeq lists its product as uncharacterized. NCBI's taxonomy places the organism in Eukaryota, Metazoa, Arthropoda, Insecta, Neuroptera, Chrysopidae. The transcript has 3 exons. Gene Ontology annotation, molecular function: structural constituent of chitin-based larval cuticle. The record is from RefSeq and is a predicted model, not a curated record. The coding region runs from base 35 to 1009 and encodes 324 amino acids. Gene Ontology annotation, cellular component: chitin-based extracellular matrix.